Messenger RNA from Zophobas morio, 1519 nucleotides. RefSeq lists its product as uncharacterized. The transcript is spliced from 15 exons. Gene Ontology annotation, molecular function: protein binding. The record is from RefSeq and is a predicted model, not a curated record. Lineage: Eukaryota; Metazoa; Arthropoda; Insecta; Coleoptera; Tenebrionidae. Bases 93 to 1454 code for a protein of 453 amino acids.
UGCUUUAUUCAGAUUUAACUGAUCUCUUAGGCAUGCCUUCAUGCUCAGACCUUUUAAACAGAAAUUGAGAUAAACAUAUAUCUGUAGCAAAUAUGCAAGGGGAAACUGAAAGCCUAGUUAAUAACAGUUUACUUACAGAGCUACUUGAUCUGCCUAGUUCUUGCGCUUGGUUUGACCCUACUAAAAUUCAUAACAUUGAAAUGGAGUCUCUACCCGAAUUUUUCAACGGCCUUUCCGAGUCAAAAACUCCCGAAAUUUAUCAGACCUAUCGCAACUUUAUUAUCAAUGCCUACCGCCUCAGUCCACAAAACUACUUGACGCCCACCUCUUGCAGACGUUGUCUCGCAGGCGAUGUAUGUUCAAUAUUGAGGGUUCACAGCUUUCUGGAGAGGUGGGAGAUUAUCAACAACCGCGUAAGUGAGGAUUCCCGGCCUGCCGUGGUGGGCCCCCCCUGCACCUCCCACUUUGCUGUUAGUGCCGACACACCGAGGGGCCUCAACAAAUUAACGGGGCCUGCUGUAGACGACAUAAGCUAUAGGCAGGAAAAGGUGGCCUCUAGGGCUAAACCAAAGUUCAUUAAGGAUUUAUUGCGCGCUCGACUUGAUAUAUACAAUACGGAGACUAUCUUACGGUGUAAAUUUUGUGAGAGAAGUUUCUCUGUAAGGGAAAUGUUUCGAAGUCAAAAUUUAGCUGUAGAUGUUUGCCGGACUUGUCAUGAAUCAGGCGACUUCGCCAAUCAGGACUUCCGGCCUCUGGCCCUCGAGGAAAGAGCCUCUGACUGGAGCGACAGCGAAGUCCUAAGACUGUUAGAAGGCAUCGAAAUGUUCGGAGACGACUGGAACAAAGUGGCCGACCACGUGGACACUCGCAACCGGGACGAGUGCAUUUCUUAUUUUAUUCGUCUACCAAUACAAGAGAGCUUCGAAGAGGAAAAGCAGAGAAACGGCUUUCUGACUUAUUUCCCGAAAGCUUGGCAGGGUGACAACGCCAUAUCUUCCAUAAUCUCUCAAUUAGCAUCGCUGGCGGAUCCUGCCAUCGUUGAGGCUGCCAUAAAAGAAACUCUUGAACUCUAUAGCGAAAAGAAAGGGGACGAGGCCUCACUUCAGGAGAGUGCAAGUUGCGCCACUACAGAGGCAGGAUCCGCGGGACUGGACGAGAAAAAACGGUCGUACGAACGCUUGGCUGCCUCCUGUCUUGGCGCAGUGGCCGUUAAAGCGCAGAUGAUCGAAGAAAGAGAAUACGAAAGUUUGCAACGGGCUAUAACUCAACUCGUACACGUGCAACUGAAGAAAUUGAUUCUAAAGCUGAGCCUUAUAGACAAGCUGGAGUCUGUAAUGGAGGGAGAACUUGUUAAACUCGCUGCGCAGAAGCAACAACUCGUAGGAGAGCGCUUCUUAUUGAACAGAGAAAAGGAAAGCGCGAUGCAGAGUAACAGCGUGCCUGACUGGAAAUAGCUUAAAAGAAAAGUAUUGUGGAUCAUGAAAUUCCGGCUUGACUCGGUAGUUUGGGUUCACGACGA